AUGGAGCGCAACGUGGGACUUUGGCCCCACAUUCAUGGUCAGGGGUUCGAGUUGCGCCGUACAUAUGCAGAGAAGAUCUCUGAUCCUUCAAAUAUAGCUGCGCUUAUGCGGGCAUUCCUAUUGGCCCAAAUAUGUCCUAUGAACCGCCGUGCCUUGUUGGUACAGCAUGUGGAUUUUGCCACGGCCAAUAAGUUUUAG
This is a messenger RNA of Bipolaris oryzae ATCC 44560, 198 nucleotides long. RefSeq lists its product as uncharacterized. The coding region runs from base 1 to 198 and encodes 65 amino acids. The record is from RefSeq and is a predicted model, not a curated record. The transcript has a single exon. NCBI's taxonomy places the organism in Eukaryota, Fungi, Ascomycota, Dothideomycetes, Pleosporales, Pleosporaceae.